UAUUAUAGGACGUUUUUCAUGGAGUUACUGUAGCUUUACCUUAACUUCCUCUUCUAGUUUUGUCUUGGUUUUCUUUCGUGUCUGCAGAAGCUUCAUGUCUCCUAGUCCUUAUGAAAGGCGAACUGGCAUGGAUACUAAAUUAAUGAAGAAACUCCAGUGAAACAAACGUACAACAAAAGGGAUCGAGAAAAUUAAAGUUGCACAUGUUUUCCACUCCAAGCAUUUAUUUCUUGAUACACUAUGGCUUUUAUCAUGCCAAUUUCUUGUUCUUUUCUCUCAAAUUUAUCACAUAUUUUACCUAAUUUUCAAUUCUAUCUUUCUCUAAAAUGAAUAUAUAUAUAUAUAAACAGGUGGAGGUGGGCGUUGAAGCCAAAGUUAGAGAGAAAUCGUCCUCUUAAUUAGGCAGUAAAAAGCUUGUUGGCCGGGUGGCCGGCAAAGUUAUUAUAAUCUCAAUCUUACUAUAAUCCAACUGCUUACUUCAAAUUUGGUGAUACAUCCGGUGUUAGAGCUUCAUUUUGUCUCCACCCUCCAUUCCCUAUUUAACCCCCCUUUUUUUUUAGCCAUUUUCCUUCCAUAUCUUAAAUGUUAGUACUAGUAUAGUAUGGCAGCUGAGCUUGGCCUUCUCUCCUUGACCCAGCUCCAAAAAUUGGCUGAGACUCAACAAAAUCCUACUGUAACUGGGUGGAUGUGGAACCCUAAGCAAGCUCAGGAAGAAGAAGAUGAGUCAUGGGAGGUGAGAGCCUUUGCAGAAGACACUGGAAAUGCUAUGGGAACCACCUGGCCACCGAGAUCUUACACCUGUACCUUUUGUCGAAGGGAGUUCAGGUCGGCGCAAGCCCUAGGAGGCCACAUGAACGUGCACCGCCGCGACCGUGCGCGGCUCCACCAAGCGCUGCCUAAUCCCACCAUCAGUCCGGGAAUCUCGCCAGCUUCCACUACUUCUUCAUUUCUAAUCCCAAGUAGUAGUCAAGAAUUUGUUGUGAAUGGAGGAUUGUGCCUGCUCUACCAAUUACCAAACCCUAGCGGUGGCUUCACCACUUCAACACCAAUAAAUGCAUGUAGUGAGCCAUCACCUUCAACCCUUCUCUCUAUUUCACCCUCUCCACCUCAUCAAACCUUGAUGUCUCCCAAUUGCUCUCCAUCCAUUGAUUUUCCAUUGGGAAAGCCAGCUACAGAUCAUGCUUGUCACUGUCACUCUAGCAAAGCAAAAGAACUUUCUCUCAAAGAAGAUCUUGAAGAUGAUCUUGAUCUUGAGCUUCGGCUUGGGCAGAGACCGAUGCCAUCAUCGAUCAUAAGAGAAGCAAAUUAAGUAAAUUAAACAUGGUGUGUGGUAGGCUUAUGCUUGCUAGCUGUUUGAGGAAGAAGAGAUAGUGCCAUUAAUGUGUAAGCAGAUUAUACAGGAUUUCAUGGAA
Molecule: messenger RNA, 1412 nt
Organism: Corylus avellana
Lineage: Eukaryota; Viridiplantae; Streptophyta; Magnoliopsida; Fagales; Betulaceae
Product: C2H2 and C2HC zinc fingers superfamily protein
Source: RefSeq, a predicted model, not a curated record